Messenger RNA from Didymella exigua CBS 183.55, 2067 nucleotides. RefSeq lists its product as uncharacterized. Gene Ontology annotation, molecular function: DNA binding; zinc ion binding; DNA-binding transcription factor activity, RNA polymerase II-specific. The transcript is spliced from 3 exons. The record is from RefSeq and is a predicted model, not a curated record. The coding region runs from base 1 to 2067 and encodes 688 amino acids. Gene Ontology annotation, biological process: regulation of DNA-templated transcription; DNA-templated transcription. NCBI's taxonomy places the organism in Eukaryota, Fungi, Ascomycota, Dothideomycetes, Pleosporales, Didymellaceae.
AUGUCGCAACAAAAGCGACCGAGUGAGGACGUAGACCAUGAGGAUGGAAAGCGUCCCAGCCCCCAGCAGCGCACGCCCAGGAUCCGAGCUUGCGCCGAAUGUAAGAGACAUAAGAUCAAAUGCGAUCCGGUAGACGGGGAGACUAAAUGCGCCAAAUGCCUGCGCAGCGGUACGGAAUGUGUGCCGUACAACAUGAACCAGCGCCUUCUAGAUGAAGAUGCCUCUUGGAAAGCAAAUGCAGCUGCCGAGAUCGCACAGCUGCGCUCUGCAGUCCAGGUUCUACUGCGACACAAUGGCCUCCCGGAUCUUGGUGAAAUCAAGGAGCCUCCCGUCACAUCACCGGAACUCCGGAGGCAAUCAGAAAUUACUGUGAAAGUUAGUCCUGGCCACACUGGUAACGAAAACGGUACAGCUAUGGUUGUGCCUCCAAUUGCAAUGGACAUGACAAGAGAGAAUUCUGUGGAGCGCGACUCCAUCGAAGAGGCCGACCUUGUCACAGUGCCCAUGCGCAGCCUCUACGAUUUGACACGUAUUCGCAAUCUUCGCAGCAAUGUGAAACAUGGGUCAGGACAGAAUCCGGAAAUGGAGGACUUCAUUGCCCAAGGAGUUGUGUCAUUAUCGGAAGCCGAGGACCUGUUCAGGCAUUAUUUUCAAGGCCUCCGACUAUACCUAUGGGGUGGGGUACUGUGUCCUUACGACUCUCUGGCUGCUAUUCGCCGGCGGUCUUCUCUGCUCACGGCUGUUGUUCUCACGAUAGCAGCUCUGCACACACCCGGUCGGGACGACGCGUUGGAGAAGUGCUACGGCGUCUUCGUUUCUGGCGCAUACAGCGCCUGCCUCUCGAGAGUCCAAAAUCUAGACGACAUCCGCGCGUUACUGCUUGCAGCCUUCUAUCUUUCAAAUCUCAGCUGGAAGCUCUCAGGUGCUGCAGUUCGGAACGCCACAGAGAUGAAUCUUCAUCAAUCGUUCAACAAGCUUAUGAGAGGCCACGAAGACCACCGAGAUAAGGUCCGUCUUUGGUAUGUGCUAUAUGUCUGCGAGCACCAGCUCAGUAUCGCGUACGGUCGGCCACCUAUCAUCCACGAAGACAUCGCGAUCAAGAACAUCGAGCAGUUUCUGGACAGUCCAGAGACCAAGCCAGGCGACAUCAGACUGAGUGCGCAAGUCACACUCUUCAAAAUUCUCACAGAAGCGUACGUCGCGUACGGUAGCGAUCCAGAGCAGCCCCUCACCGAACCCGACUUCCAGCGACUGCGCAUGUUCAAUUUUGCCAUUGAGCAAUGGCGGCUUGCAUGGCAAGCGAGAUCCGUCGAUAGCCCCACGAUCGGUUCGUACCCAUCAAAGGGCGUUGUCCUCUACUACCACUUUGCACGUUUUCAGCUGAAUUCUCUGGCGCUACGCGGUCUACCACCGCCUAGUGCCGUCACGUCGGAGACACUGUCCUACGACCGACGCGAAGCCGCCAACAUUGCGAUUAACGCAGCAACUAGCACACUGACACUUAUUUUCGAAGAGCAGGACAUCCGAAGGGCAAUGUCUGCAGUGCCCAUCUUUACGCACACCAUGAUCGCAUUCUGCGCCACUUUCCUGCUCAAGAUGGCAAAGACAUGGGGUAGCGCCGCCCAAGUUCGGUCACCAGAAUCAGCAGGCGAGCCUAUUGGUCUCGGCUUGAACUUCAAUACAGUACAAGUCGUAUCACUAGCGAGGCGAUCGGCGACCUUUCUUGCCAAGGUUGCUGAGAACCUGAGUGAGAAACACCUCACCAGACACAUCGUACAUGGCAUCAACCUUCUGCUCAAGCAGCUUGAUAUGAUGGGCACACCUUCAAGCUCAGUCGACCAUACCUUUCCGCCUCCGUACAAUGUACAGCAUGGACAACCAUCCAAUGGGCACUAUGAUCAGAAUCAGCCCAAUGGAGUUGCAGCAGUCGACUUUGGCCAUGGCGACGUGGCAAACGCAUAUAACAUGUAUGAUCUGAUAGGGUCGUAUGGUUUUGGGAUGGACGAAGCAUUCCUGGGGCAAGUGGCCUCCACAGAUCUAGACUUUUGGCAGACAGAGAACUUCUGA